AUGAAAGUGGGACCCCAGGCCCGAUCCGAGGCCGAAACGGUAGGAGUUUGCGAAUCCCCCCACACCACUGCACGCGAGGCUCACCUUGGCAUUUACAUGCUGUACAACAACAACAGCAACAACAACACAAGAGAAUCGCAAUUACAGGGUAAGCUUGAUUUGACUGCAAGUCGACUAUAUCACGCUAUCACCGCCGAGCAAGCAUGGCAUGCGCCCAAGCAUGCUGUUUCGUGCAGACCCACUUCGAAGAAGGCGACAUGGCAUCCGGGCCCCGCCGUCGGUUUGGCCUGCGAUGAAGCACGACAGCUUGCCACUUUCGGACGGCCGAACUUCCGAUGCCCGAACUUCCGACGUACGAUCCCAUCUAGACAUAACCAGUGGGAAUCCAAGAGAAAAAGGCUCCUAGAACGGACGGCAUCCUUUCGAUGCGUCGAGAAACUAAUACUGCGGAAAUUGCCCGAUGGCCAGAAGAAUCUCGUCUUCGGCUAUUACUGCAUCGGGUCGGGCGACAAGAUGAAUGCCAGUCAAGUGAACUUACUCGGCAAGGAAGCGAGGCCAACGAUAACCUGUAUAGUGGAUAAACAAGAAAACUCUGCGCAGGCCAGUACGGUUCCUGUUCACUCAUAUACAACCGAGACGGAGAUUAGUCUUCGGGUGCAGGUCGCGGAUUUCCUUGGCCUGGACGGGGGGUCCAAGAAGCACAUUUCGCCGUAG
Messenger RNA from Aspergillus brunneoviolaceus CBS 621.78, 714 nucleotides. RefSeq lists its product as uncharacterized. The transcript is spliced from 3 exons. Bases 1 to 714 code for a protein of 237 amino acids. Lineage: Eukaryota; Fungi; Ascomycota; Eurotiomycetes; Eurotiales; Aspergillaceae. The record is from RefSeq and is a predicted model, not a curated record.